GUCAGUGGCCGUCAGCGCUGUGUGAAGUACAGCGUCAACAACACACACCAUGGAUACCUACCGAUUCUCCGAGUCUUUCUGGGACUGUGAUCUGAUCGGCACCAGUGGAUUUGAUACUUUAGUCCGAAGACUUAAAGAUGGGAGGAAACUCUGCAAGGACAUGGAGGAAUAUUACCGCCAAAGAAGUAAGAUCGAGGGGCAGUACGCGAAAGAGCUCCAGAAGUUGACGAAGAAUAUGGAACAAAGAGAAGAGAAUGGGGUGUUAGAAGAAUCAUGGAACGCCAUCAGAACGCAAACGGAAAGUUUAUCGCAUCACCAUGACACGGCUUCAAAUUACUUCUCAGCCCUGAUGUCAGAUCUGGAAAGACUGAACGACAACUUGAAAAUACGUGGCAAACAGAUAGAAGACAGAACGACGAAAUCGCACAACAUGGCAAAAGGUUAUUUUAAUAAACACAACAACCUCAAGAAGACAUACGAACAAAAGUGUAUGGAUUACGGUACCAUUCAAAACGACAAUAAAUAUAGUGACCCUGUCGACCAGAAAACCGCCCAAAAGCAAAAAACGAAGGAAGCAAAAGCGAAAGAUGAAAUGGAAAAAGCAGAUUGCCAAUACCGAAUUACAGUAGAUGCUCUUCAAAGCGCUCAGAAGACUUGGGAGGAAGACAUGGAGAACGCUUGUCAGGUGUACCAGGAUCUGGACGUAGAGAGAAUUGAGGUCAUACGUGACGUCAUGUGGAAGGGGACAAACGUCGACUCCCAGAUGUGUGUGGAUCACGACAUGUGCAGUGAAUACAUACGGAAGCACCUGGAGAAAUGCAUUAUUAGUACGGAAAUAAGAACUUUUGUGGAGCGAGCCAGAGUAGGACACAGGCGCCCUGCAAUGACAGAUUACCAAAAUUAUUUCAAGGGAAUGAGUCCAAACCUUAACAGGAAACGGUUUCAUCAAGGAACAGCCGGUCGCAAGAGACUGUCAACUGAUACAUCACAAUCGAACGAGGAAUCAAUUUACCAAACAGUCAAAUAAGAAUUAUAAAUCUUGUCAGGUACUAACCUCGUCUGUCAAUAGACCUAUAAUAAUAUAAUCAAAUUAUUAUGGGUGUAUUGACACACGAGGCUAGUACCUGUGUCUUGUCCGGAAAUCUCACUCAGUUUUUGAUCGAUGGUGGACUUAUUCAAAAUAAGACUUAAGUUGGACGAGUUUUGAAAGAUUUAACGUUUUUUUUAUACUUUGACAUUAAAACUUUUUUGAUUGAUCUUCUAUAUUCCAAGCAAAACUCAAUCAACUAAACCAAUUUCAUGAUUUUGGUACCCUUUGCUAUCUACAAAAACCUCCAACACCUAGAGAAACGAUGAAGGGGCCAGAAUAAACCAGGUUCUCUCAGUGGGUUGGUCUCUAUAAGGUGUACCUUUCUGAUCGUCAAUACAAUACCUAGAUUAACGAUAAAGAGUCCCGUGUGACAUCACCACCACCUUAUUAGUCUAUAAAUCUGGCUCUCACAGUGGGUUGGUCUCUAUCAGGUGUUCCUUUCCGAUCAUCAAUACAAUACCUAGAGAAACGAUAAAGAGCCCCGUGUGACAUCACCACCAUCUUAUUAGUUUAUAAAUCUGGCCCUCACAGUGGGUUGGUCUCUAUAAGGUGUACCUUUCUGAUCGUCAA
Molecule: messenger RNA, 1660 nt
Organism: Mizuhopecten yessoensis (Yesso scallop)
Lineage: Eukaryota; Metazoa; Mollusca; Bivalvia; Pectinida; Pectinidae
Product: proline-serine-threonine phosphatase-interacting protein 1-like
Exons: 11
Coding region: 50-1027 (325 amino acids)
Biological process (GO): actin filament polymerization
Cellular component (GO): cytoplasm; actin filament; plasma membrane
Molecular function (GO): actin filament binding
Source: RefSeq, a predicted model, not a curated record